UAACUGAAAAAAUCAAAAUAUUGUUUAUUUGAUUGCCCUGGACCAAAAAAUCGUCAAAAUGAGACACUAACCUUUUUUUAAAUAAUAAUAAAUCUCCUUUAUAAGAUUUGUGCGUUGACGAAGAGGAUAAGGAUGGAUCAAUGUACAGGGGAAAUGUAUCUGUCACGUUAUCAGGACACAUCUGUCAGAGAUGGGACUCUCAAUCACCUAAUAGACACGAUAGAACUUCUUUCUCUGAACCAGUCCCCUGGUGUUAUAAUGCUGAGGGAACUUUGCCUCGAUGGGAAUUUGUGAUAUACCUAGAUGUGGUAAAUGUAAGUCGUUAUGUUUUCAAGUAUCUCAAAAUCUUGCUACAAAUUUUGCUGCUCACCUUUUUUCUGACCAAAGUAAAUAUUUUUUCGACCGGAUUAUCUAAAGAAUAUUUUCAGUAACCCUGAUCCGGACCACACACAGGGACCACACAUAGACACACUCCUUCUCAGUUUCUGAUAUCGGGAACUACUUCAUCGUUUAGUUUUAGUGAGUCUAGACUUCUGUUAUAGUUAGGAACUACAUCUUACACCUUUACUCACAUGAGUUCAUUCAAAGAAUUAAAUUUCAAUCCUCCAGUCCUAGGCAGUAGGCAGCUGACUUACAACAGCUGAUCUUGUCUUAUCCUGCCUCCAUUUAUUUUUCCAUAUUACUUAUCCGAUAAUAUUAAGAAACUUUUGUGGUUAUCUCCAGUGGUAAACAAAACUUCUUUAUGAUUUUGGCUGAUUUUAUGUCAGUACAUAACUAACGCUCAAUUCACAAUUUUCAGAGAGCUCCACAGUAUAUGUUGAUUCGGGAAAGAGAUGCGACAAGUAUCAACAGGAAGCCAGCUUACUGUCAGAAGAGUGUGAUCCUGACGGAGAUUAUCCUUGUUGUUAUCAGAGAGAUUUUGAGAUAAGCUUUUGUCAAGCCACUAAUUGUAAUUGUAAGGGAUGCAUUGAUUACCGGAUUGUGCAGGACUUGAGGGAUUCAGAGACAAAGUGUGCCACAACCAGGGUAGGAGACUUCUUGAAGACUGCAUGUUCUGACGAACUAAGCAAGAAAAUGUAUUACUUCAAAUGCACCAACUCUGAUGAGUACUACAAUAUGACCACACAAGGUAAAUCUCUCAAAAUCUCUGCAAUAUGUGAUAACGACCCCUACGGAUAUCAGACAUGUUUUGACCGAGAACAAAUCAGCAAAACCACCGCUGGCUAUGUUUUGUGUGAAACAGAUAUUGCACAUAAUUUUAGUCCACAAGACACCACAAUAUGUAAUGACAAAUGCGAUAAGAACUUCUGCGAGGACGAGUCGUAUUGUAACGGCCUCUUCUAUGGGAUAAAGUGUUUGAUCACGGGAACUCCCAAGAGUAGGAUAAUAUCCGACAUGAACUGUUUCGGAAAUACUUGUUCUGAUUUCCAUGCGGAGAGUGACUGCUCGGUGAUUUACUCAGCAUCAGCCUCGUGCACUCACUACUGGAAAAACAAACUUGAAACGAAUAUCACGGUACCGAUAUUAAACUAUACAAGGUGUGCUGUGUUCGACAUCGACAAAGGUUAUUACCCUUACUGCGCGGACUAUUCGGACCAGACCAACUGUACUGGGGAAGAGCGAAUAGGGGGUUACUGUCUGGUAAAUGGUUAUAUGUCGAGUGUGUCUAAAUACGUCGUGUGUGACAGUGAAUACAGAAAGACUAAGGAACCAACCCUGAUAUGUGAUGGUGGCUUGGAAAAUGUUUGCGUCUCCCCUUCUGCUGACUGCAAAGUACAUAAACACAAGAUGUGCGAUGGAUUCAAUGACUGUCCGCACGGAAACGAUGAAAACAGUGAAAUCUGCAGAUUCUUGGUAACAAAAUUCAAUUGUGCGCGGAUGUUCCGUUAUGGCAGAUUUGUACACAGCUUUCCUAUGUCAUGGAUCAUGGACGGUGUUACUGAUUGCCAAAAUGGAGCAGAUGAGAUUAAGGAGAAUUGGAACUUAUGUGAGAAUCAAAUUGAAGAAACAUCAUGGUUCAAUCUAAGCAGUGAGAAAUGUAAAAAUGUCUUCUUGUGUCCACGAUCAGUGACGUCACAGAAUGAUACAGUUAUGGCAGAUUUUCUUUGUGACGGUAUCGAAUCGUGCAGCAAUGGAAUCGAAAACGAUGUCUGCCGAAUCGCUAGAGAUUUUCCAGACAUACCAGCAUAUUCGGCGCCCUGUCAGACUGAUUGGACAAAAGGACCUCCGGAUGGGAAAAACAUCUUCGGACUUUCGGGGUUUGAAAUUGAAGUCCCAACUGAUCCAAGCUCUAAACAAGAUUGCAAUUAUCAGUAUGGUGAAUAUUAUGUUUACCUAAGUUGCAUGGGUAUGUGCCUUACGACCACCACUUGUCCUCUUCGUUAUAGUAAUCUGAAGCAUGAUUCCUGUCCGACUCAAUUUCCUGACCGAGUCUAUACACUAGCAAAUAAUUCUUAUCUUACCUUCGCAAUCACCACACGAAAGCGCGUGUAUCAGCAAAAAUUCUUUGAGUGCAAAAACAAAAAAUGUGUAGACUAUUGUAAACUCUGCAAUCUUGUCAACGAUUGCGAUGAUUUGAGUGAUGAAGAAAUGUGCUCUAAUCACAUGGUUUGUAAAAACACCGAACAUCUUAAAAACAAAAGACAACUGAUAGCCUUGUCGAUGAAAUGCGAUGAAGAGAACUUUGAAAUGGUAACUAUACCGCAUCCAACAUUGGAUGCAAGUGAGGAUGAUAUCAGGAGAGUAGAACAGUCACCGACUGAUGGAUCAGAUAAUAUUGUUGAUGAUAUCGAGACAGCCAUCACAUGGCAUGGAAAUGAAAAAUGA
Bolinopsis microptera is the source of this 2826-nucleotide messenger RNA. RefSeq names its product prolow-density lipoprotein receptor-related protein 1-like. The record is from RefSeq and is a predicted model, not a curated record. The coding region runs from base 1075 to 2826 and encodes 583 amino acids. Lineage: Eukaryota; Metazoa; Ctenophora; Tentaculata; Lobata; Bolinopsidae. Gene Ontology annotation, molecular function: protein binding. Gene Ontology annotation, cellular component: plasma membrane. The transcript is spliced from 3 exons.